Molecule: messenger RNA, 13745 nt
Organism: Rattus norvegicus (Norway rat)
Lineage: Eukaryota; Metazoa; Chordata; Mammalia; Rodentia; Muridae
Source: RefSeq, a predicted model, not a curated record
UGGGGACUGUACUGCUUCCAGGGCCACACCCUGUUUCCAAUCCCUUCAGAAAGGCUCUGUAGCUCUGCUCUCCAGCAGAGUUGCAACCUCUGAGAGGAGAUGCCAUGACCUUCACCUUUACAGCCCUGCUCUGUCUUGGACUGACUCUGGGCCUCUGGAUCCCAGUGCUGACAGGGUCCCUCCCUAAGCCUAUCCUCAGAGUACAGCCAGAUUCUGUGGUCUCAAUGGGAACUACGGUGACCUUCAUUUGUGAGGAGACCAUUGGAGCCAAACAGUCUUAUCUCUAUAGAAAUGGAAACCUACAGAGAAGAGUUCCAAAGAACAAUCAGAAGCCAACAAACAAGACUGAAUUCUUAUUUUUAAAUGUAGGCCAUCAAAAUGCAGGGCAAUAUCACUGUUCCUACAAGUCUCAGGGUAAAUCAUCAGACUACAGUGAGCCCCUGGAGCUAGUGGUCACAGGAGCCUACUCGAAACCCAGCCUUUCAGCCCAGACCAAUCCUGUGGUGACCUCAGGAGGGUAUGUCACCCUCAAAUGUGAGCCCUCGCAUUACGGUCACACAUUGAUUCUUACUGUAGAAGGACCUCAGAAGCUCUCCUGGAGGCAGGACCCACAGUGUAACUACUAUACUGAGAAUUGUCAUGUCCUGUUCUAUGUGGGUCCAUUGACCUCCAACCAGAGGUGGAUAUUCAGAUGCUACAGCUAUGAAACAAACACACCACAAGUGUGGUCAGCUCCUAGUGAACCAGUGGAGAUCCUGGUGUCAGGGAAACUCCAAAAACCAACCAUCAAGGCUGAACCAGGCUCUGUGAUCCACUCUGGAAAGGCCAUGAUCAUAUGGUGUCAGGGGGACCUGGAUGCAGAAAUAUAUUUUCUGCAUAAGGAGGGAAGCCACAAUACACAGAGCACACAGACCCUACAACAGCCUGGGAACAAGGCCAAGUUAUUCAUCCGUCCUGUGACACAAGGCCAUGCAGGGGACUAUCGCUGUUACUAUUACAGCUCGGCUGGUUGGUCAGAACCCAGUGACACCCUGGAGCUGGUGGUGACAGGAAUAUACAACUACCAUCCACUCAUGCUGUCAGGACCGCCCAGCCCUGUGGUGCCAGAGGGAGGGAACGUGACACUCCACUGUACCUCACACCGCUACUAUGAUAAAUUCAUUCUCAUCAAGGAAGAUCAGAAGUUCAGCAGCUCACUAGACACAAAGUAUAUAUCUUCUACUGGACAACACCAAGCUCUGUUUGUUAUGGGACCUAUGACUCCAAACUACUCAGGGACAUUCAGAUGCUAUGGUUACUACAAGCAUACCCCACAGUUGUGGUCAGAACCCAGUAACCUCUUAAAAAUACUCAUCACAGGGCUGUCCAAAAAACCCUCUCUGCUAAGUCAGCAAGGCUAUUUCCUGGCCCCUGGAAUCAGCCUCACACUGCAGUGUUACUCUGACAUCAACUAUGGCACCUUUGCUCUGUACAAAGUCGGGGAAGCAGACAUCAUACAGUCCUCUAGCCAGUGGACCAAGGAUGGCCUCUCCAUGGCCAACUUCACACUGAGCCACUCCACUGGAGGCCAGUACAGAUGCUAUGGUGCACAUAACCUCUCCUCUGAGUGGUCAGCCUCCAGUGACCCCCUGGACAUCCUGAUCACAGGACAGCUUCAUCACGUUCUUUUCCUCUCAGUGAUGCCCAACUCCACAGUACACUCAGGAGAGAAUGUGACCCUGAUGUGUUGGUCAACGUACUCUGUGGACACUUUCAUUCUGUCCAAGGAGGGAUCAGGCCAGCCACCCCUUCGACUAAAGUCAAAGAUCCAAGAUCAACAGUACCAGUCAGAAUUCUCCAUGAGUGGUGUGACAUCCAAGCUCUCAGGCACCUACAGGUGCUAUGGCUCUCACGACUCAUCUCUCUACCUGCUGUCAUUUGCCAGUGCCCCUGUGGAGCUCAUAGUCUCAGGACCCAUCAGAACCUCUGACCUGCCACCCACAAUGUCCAUACCACCAGAUGGACUGCAAAGGUACCUGAAGGCUCUGAUUGGAGUGUCCGUGGCCUUCCUCCUGUUCCUCUUCAUCCUCAUCUUCAUUCUUCUCAGACGAAGACAUCAGGAAAAAUUCAGGAAGGAUGAUGAGGAUGCCCAGAAAGGGAAAGAAUUACAACUUUCUACAGGAGCUGCAGAGCCAGUAACCAGGGACAGAGGCCACCAGAAGAGGUCAAACCCAGCUGCUGCCACCCAGGAAGAAAGCCUUUAUGCUUCAGUGGAGGACAUGGAAACUAAGGAUGGUGUGGAGCUGGACACUUGGAAACCACCUGAGGGAGAUCCCCAAGGAGAGACAUAUGCCCAGGUGGAACCAUCCAGGCUCAGGAGGGCGGGAGCUAUCUCACCUGUCGUAUCAAGGGAGCAGCUGAACACAAAAUAUGAACAAGCAGAAGAGGGCCAAGAGGUGGACAGUCAGGCUACUGAAUCUGAAGAGCCUCAGGAUGUGACCUAUGCCCAGCUGUGCAGCAGGACACUCAGACAGGGGACAGCUGCACCUCCUCUCUCCCAGGCAGGGGAAGCCCCAGAGGAGCCCAGUGUAUAUGCUGCUCUAGCGACUGCUCGCCCGGGAGCUGUUCCUAAGAACAAGAAGCAGUGACACUCCAGUGAUCCUGGUAGCCUGCCAGGAUGCCUACCAGAGACCUCCAAGAGACUCUGGGAACUUUUGGAAACCUGACUGCACUAAGUAAUGUAACCGUUUGGAAAUAAAGGCAGAUAUUUCUCAAUAAUCAAGUGAAGUGAGAAAUGAAAUGGAAGGGAAUGUUUUACAUUGAGAGCUAACUUUAAUGACAUUUCUCAACAAAGUCAUGAAAUGAGAAAAUUAACAGGCACUGUUGCACAGCCCCAUAAUUCCAACCCAUGGGCGGCUGAGGAGGGGAAUUUGUUUUGUGGCCAUGGUGGGGUAUCUAGUGAAUUUCAUGCCAGCCUGGGCUACAGAGUGAGACAUGUUUUAAACAUUAGCUGCCAACAGCCAGGGUAGAAUACACUUGAAAUCCCAGCCUUUUAGAAGAGUGGAAAGGAGGGUCAAGAGGUCAAGGCCACCUUCAGCUACAUAACCUAGGAGUAAGAGAUCAUCCUGGAACACAGUAGAUCUCUUCUUAAAAUGAAUAAAUAGGCCAAACUUAGAAGUGUACGCUUUCAUAACAAUUGAAAUGUAAACAAGAAAUACCCAACUUAAUAAAGAUGGAGGGGAAAAAAAAGAAGUGUAUGCUUCAAUCUGAGCUCUAAGAAGGUAGAGCAGGCAGAUCUCUCUGUUUGCUCAGUGAGAUGGCUCAGUAGGUAAAGGCUCUUGCCACCAGGACUCUUAUACUAAGCUCAAUCAUCAGGAACAGUGGAAGGAGAAAACUAGGAGAAUUUUUCUCUCACUUCCACCUAAGUCCUGAGUGUCUUCCCCACGCAAUAGGUAAAUAAGACAAUUAAAAAGUAGACAAAAGGGCUGGAGAGAUGGUUCAGUGGUUAAGAGCACUGACUACUCUUCCAGAGGUCCUGAGUUCAAAUCCCAGCAACUACAUGGUGGCUCACAACCAUCUGUAAUGAGAUCUGAUGUUCUCUUCUAGUGUAUCUGAAGACAGCUACAUUGUACCUUAAAUAAAUAAAUAAAUAAAUAAAUAAAUAAAUAAAUAAAUAAAUAAAUAAAUUGUAGGCAAAAAUAACAAAUGAAAGCUUGGUAUGGUGAUGUAGACCUGUGAUGGCUGGCCUCAAACUUGCUGUCCCCCUGCCUCAGUUCCUGGCAUGUACAACCCUAUAUUUACAUUAUUUUCUUAAAGAUAUAUUUUGUUUUAUUUGUGUGUAUGUGUGUGUGUGGGCACAUGCGCACACGCGUGCGCGUGUGUGUAUGUAUUCCAUGUGUAUAUGAGUGCCCUUGGAGGACCAAGUGGACAUUGGAGCUAGAGAAAUAUUAUUUUUGAGUUGCACACUGUUGGUGCUGGGAUCGAAACUCAGGGUCUCUGCAGAAGCAGUGCAUGCUCUUAACCAGAUCCAUCUCCUCAGCCUCCCUAUAUUCGUUUAAAGUUGUAACAACAGAACACUACAAUUUAUUAGGAACAUCUUAGGAGAUGUACUUAAAAUGGACAGAUCCCGGGGGCUGGGGAUUUAGCUCAGUGGUAGAGCGCUUACCUAGGAAGCGCAAGGCCCUGGGUUCGGUCCCCAACUCCGAAAAAAAAGAACCAAAAAAAAAAAAAAAAAAAUGGACAGAUCCCUUGACGUCAAUAAGUUAUUUCUAUUGCUUAAUAAAUACAAAAUCUGAGUUGAUUUCAACACAUUAAGCAUGCUGCCACUAGAAUAGUUCCCCUUUGGAAACUCUCUUUCAGGAAGCUUUGCUGGUGAUUUUUCCACAUGUUUGUGUAUUUGAAAUACAUUCUCAAACUACAAAAAGAGGAAACAGAACCAAACAUAGUUUAUCAGACCAGGAAAUAAUCAUUAAAAAACCAACACGGAAACUAGAAGCUCUUUCACAGAACCCUAGAUGUGAUACCUUAAAAAUUAAUUUAAAAAUUCAAAAUUAAGGUUCAAUAACCUUUUUUAAAAGGAUUAUCACCACACUGGGGUUUGAUUUUCUUCUUUGUUGUGUUUUAAUAUUGGUUUCAAAAACAGCAAGUUGCUUAAAAUGUAAAAGUUGCUUGGUCUGGUGGCACAGUCCUAAGAUCCCACCUACUUUGGAGGCUGAGGCGCAAUGAUUGAAACUACAAAAUCUGCCUUGGCUACUGGGUGAGUUCAAGGCCCUUCUGUACAACUUAGUGAGAUCCUGUCCCAAAAUAAAAGGCAAAAGCAGGGCUGGGUUGUAGCCUUUCAAAACACUAAACUCUAUCCCCAGUAGGUGUAUUUCUGGGUCUUCUGUUACCUUUUCUUUUCAUUCUUUUCAUUCAUCAGAUAUGAUGCUGUAGCCCUGUCUGGCCCCAAACUUGAUAUUUAACUGUUGUGACCUUGAACUUCUGGUCAUCUUGCUCCACCCUCUAAAUGCCCAGUUCACAGGUUUGUGCAACCUUGUCGAGCUGUGUCCUUUUGUCUGUUCUGUGCCUGGUUUUGUGGCAAUGACACUGGUUAUAUUGCUGUGGUUCUAGAUUAUAAUAUGAAGUUGGGUAUGUUGAUACGUCACUAUUUAGAAUUGGUUUGUGUUGUUUUUUUGUUUGUUUUUUUCAUGUACUUCUUAGGUUUUUGGCUGUGUCCUCUGGGUCUCAUGUGUAGCCCUGGCUAACUCUGUAGACUAGACUGGCCUCAGUCAUUGAUUGCCCUUCAGAAUGUUGGGAUAGGUAUCCAUUACCACACCCAGUUUAGGAUUUCUAGUUCUAUGAACAAUGUCAUUGGAAUUUUGAUAGAGAUUCUAUUGAAUUUCUACAUUGCUUUGGUUCAGACAUUUUAUAAUGGUGACUCAUAAACACAGUACCCUUCCCAUCUUCCAGUGUCUACAAUUUUACCUGUUGUGCAUGUGGGUGUAUGCAUGUUUGAAUACAUGUGAAGUCGAAGCAACUCUGGAUGUCUUUCUCAAUGAUUCUCCAUCUUUUUGGAAGGAGGGGGAAGGUUGGGUAGGUUGGGUGGCCAGGGAGCUCCACCUCCACCUCCCCAGCACUGGGACUAGUAAAGCAAUACUUUUUCACACAAUAUAUUUUGAACAUUCUUUCCCCUCCCAAGCACCCAGCUUUUAAUGACAGUGCUGUGUACCCAAAUUCAAGUUCACUUUUGUACACUGAUGACUGAGCCAUCACUUCUGCCUUUGAACACUUUUUCCCCAGUUUUAGCAACUUUCGCUGUGUCUUUCACCUCAACUGGGUUUAGAGGCUAAAUUCAUGAAUUUUUUUUCUUUUUUUUUUUUCGGAGCUGGGGACCAAACCCAGGGCCUUGCGCUCGCUAGGCAAGCGCUCUACUGCUGAGCUAAAUACCCAACCCCAAUUCAUGAAUUUUUAACUCAUAUUUUAAUACUGAAGCUAUUAAGACUCACUCGUUUCUAGCCAAGAAAAAAAAAAUUGUCUCUUUUAAUUCUACAUGGGGACAGCUUCUUCCUUUGAAAAAGCUCCAGUGUGGGCUAGGGACAGACUUCCAAAUCCCUGCAGCGGUAGAGUCCAAACUCAGAUAUAAACCUGUUGAGAACUACCCACAGGCAGUUACCACCCAAUAUUCCAGAGCUGUGUAUAGAGAAUCAAUCAUGCUGAGUGGAGAAUGAGGGCAGGACAGGCAACAUGGACAGGUGUAGAUGGGUAAGUAGUUUCUGAUAAAAGGAGAGAUUAAUCUCCAUUGUGAAUGUCUAUCUGAAGGGUCUUGGGAAAAAUUGGUGCCAGGUCCUUCCUAUUCACUCCUGUUGAUGCCUAGUUGUACCAGUUUACUUCUGAAGGGGCCAGAAAUUGAGGGGUCUCAAGUCUAACCCAAACCUUGUUGAAUGUGCUUAGACACAUUUCACUUUUUUUCUAGACACGUUUAAUGAAAUAUUCUCAAGUUCCUCAAGAUAACUCACAUGGAAAAAACUUCAAAAGGAUGCCAUAAUUAGUAUUGAGAAUUUUUUAAAGGUUUAACUCAUCACUAGCUCCAGGAACUCCUGGAAACUAUUGAUACUAAUUUGACAUUUACUUUCCAGAGGCAAGAUUAGCCCAAACCUUUUUGCUUGUUUACUCUCCCUCACACUGUGUGACAGCAACUCUUGAACAAAGGUAAUAAGGAGCCCUUAGACCACAGCAGGCUCCCAUGGAGCACCCUAGCAAUGAAAUCUAAUGUUAACUGGAGUGCCCUGUUGAAGGCAAAGCCACUUUCCAGCCCUGACUUCUCCCUAACACCACAACCACCCAACACCUGUCUGUAUCACAGGUCCUUGGAAUACUAAAGAAUCAAGGAAACAAAAGACCCCUGCUUUUACAGAGGACUCAAUUCAACACACUCCAAAACUUUCAAGCUUCCCCCAACUACUCCACACUGGCUGCUAUCCAGUCUCUAUCAGUAAGGUGUUUUGCCAUUUUUUCGGGUCAAGGGUCAAAGCCCUAAAACAGAAUGCAGAAUGUUACCAUGAACUCUCAGCCCUGAUAAACCCUAGGCUGCCUGGAGAUUACUUUAAUGACAGCUUGUUUUGGAAGGUGACUGCUUCCUGAUCUACCCAAAUCACAUCCUCAUGUAGCCCAUCAAUGUGACUUAACCAUGGAAGGAAUUACCAUCAGCCAAACCUCUAGAUAGGGAUCAUUUGCCAUUGCCUGGAGACUGAGCCAGCUUCACAGUACUUUAACUGACUUGACUCCUCAAGAAAGGACUAAAAUACAGAAGUAGCAAAACAGCUGUCCUUAUUUUGACAGUUCCUUUUUUCAGUUUCAAGCAGCUCUUAUUUCCUCAGAGUUCACACGGCAUAUCCGCUUAUCUUCCCAUCUGACUCAAGCUUCCCAGCAAGGCAAAACAGAAAAUGAGGAAGCCAAGCCUCUCUCCUGACCAUGACAGCAAAGCUUUAGGUAAAAAAUUUCUUAACUAGCCCUGGGCAAACGUCUCACUAGCUUAUUUCCUGCUCACCAAAACCACAUCUUGAGACACACAACUUACAAAACAAAAUGCACCCUGCAAGCUUUCUCACUAGGCUGGAAUCUGGCUCCAAAUGGAUAGGUUUAUAAUGCUUUCCACUGCAUCACAGGGCAGGUAACAUGUCCAGUGUCUGCUGCCUUGGGAACAUUUAACAAACUAAUAACUCCAUAGACCACUUUGUCACCUCAACAUUGACUUCUUCACAAGGUGUACGGCUUGAGCCACAGGGACCCUUGCAUGCGGCCUACAUGUAGUGCUUGACCCAACUAUAGAAGUUGCACUCACCACAGAGCACACCAAUAAACCAAGUAUCAAUUCUGUUUUAUUUGUUAACUGGAAAACUAGACAAUCCUCCAGUGCAACAAGAUAUUAAUUAAUCCUCUUCCUCAUCAUCACCAGCUCCAGCACCACCCUGGCCUUUCUUGGCAUUCUUCCUCUUCACUCUGCCUGGGCGGCCGCCACCAUAAGGAGAACGGAGGGAGAAGUCAAUGUGCUUCUGAGAGUCCAGGCGAACAAUGAAAGAUGGAAUGUUCACCACCUGCUUGCGGACCCUGAACAGGAAGAAAAGGUUAAGAAGACAAAGUGAGAGGCUGAACCAAUUGUCCUUUGACAGCAGGCUCACAAGUACUCCUGACCUCACUGACUCAGAUCUCUUAUGACAACCUGUAAACCAGUUUGCUUCUUGACCACACUGUACUGUCAUGUGGCCUCAAACCACCUCAGACAAGAGUCUAUCUCUGCCCAUAAGUGAAAGCUGGUGAGGAAGAAAUUUGAGACUACAUUCUAUAUAACUGUCAUGAUUGGUGUUCAUUUACAGAAGGGUUAAUGAGUAUGCAAGUUCCAUUUACCCUAGAGUCUUUGCACUAGUCACUUCAGACAGGUAGAUAAUCAACUGGUAAUUUAACAAGUAGGAAUAUAGCAAUGAAUGUCUCUACAUUGUACCUCACAUGGCAAACUCCAUGUGACUACUUUGUCACCUCAACACUGACUCCAAACAAUCCUCUCCCUCCAAGGGGUCACCAAGAGCUGUUACCUGUCCAGCUGCUUGCAUGCCUGGCAGACACCUUCACAAGGUGUACGGCUUGAGCCGCAGUGACCCUUGCGCUGGGCUAUGGGGAAACAAGGCUGUCCCCAGUUCCCCCAUAAGCUGCUUGCACGAUUCUGAACCCUCAAGGGUAAGCUCACAUUUGUCAGCUCCAAAGGCUGCACAGGAGAUAGGGAUGGCAGCUUAGCAAUGGGAACCAACAGCACAGAUAAGGAAAUAAAGAUUUACAGGCCCAGCUGCAGCUUACCUGAUGUGACGUUGGCGGAUGAGCACACGGGCAUGGUGAAUAGAUUUGGCCAGGCCCAGCUUAAAGACCUGGGUCUGCAGCCUUCUCUCCAAGAAAUCCUCAAUCUUCAGGCCCAGAAUGUAAUCCAGCUUCAUCUUGCCCUCAUCCAGCACCCCAAUUCGAACAAGUCGUCUCAGCAGAGCGUUGCCUAUGAUGGGGGGACAUGACCUCAUGAGACCUGACCUCAGACUUCCUCAGUGCUCCCUUAAGGUAGAACACUCAUUUCUGUAAAAGCUCAGGAAAAAUGUCAGUGAAGUACUGAAUAACUUUCCUUCGAAGAGCCCUAGGCUUGAGACACUGACACAGCCACUGGGCCACCCUUUUACCAAUAGGCACCCCACAGGCUUACAACCUUUCAUUCAGCCUUUAACAUAAGAGCUCUAACUUUCAACUUUAAAAACAAAUUCUACUUUCACAACAUGAAUCAGUGUCUGGGAGGCUAGGGCAAGCAGAGCUCAAAGUUUAUCUGAACUACACAGUACCACAAGGCCAACUAGAUAAACACACACAGCCCACACCUAUUCCUAAGACUUUUCUCCCAGGACUUAAAUGAACUGUCCGUGCAGGCCAGUCACCUAAUAAGAAACUAAGUAUGGAGAACCAAACCACAAAAUACACCAUCUACUAUCUUCUUCCAGAUCCCUAAAAUAUAGGGCUCACUCUCUAAUACCCUAUAAACACUAGUCAGAUGCAGAUACAAAAAUAUGUCACCCAGAAGAGUAUACCAUUACUCUUAUACCAUCUAAAACUAAAUAAACAUCCAUUGUUAGACAGAAACAGAAGUGCACCUCCUACUGUUAUUCUUUGGCCUCCAUUUGUCCAAAGCAGAUAGAUGGAGCCAGAAUUCUAGAAAGUAACUCAUAAAAAGAAUCCUUGUGGUAGGAUGGCAUAGAGGGUUUGAGGGGAAACCGGGAAGGGGGAUAACGCUUGAAAUGUAAAUAAAGAUUACCAAUUUAAAAAACAGACCCUUCCUAGCAGUCACUACUACGUGGGAAAUGCUGGAUCUGAUGAAUUAAAUCAGUGCCAACUCCAAAACUCUAGAACUUCCCCUCCUAACCAUGGCUAGAUGGUUUCACUAUGAUUCCUGGGAAGCUGCCUUGGCCGACUUUCAUUCCCGCUCAAUAAAACUGAAAAAAAUUCUCAUACCUGAAGCUCCCAUUCUCAUGUAACUCUGAAACAUCAAUCUCUAUUAAAGUCUGUUCGAAAAUUCUAAGUCACGCAAGGAGGCUCAAACCUGCAUACCCACCAACACCCUGUCUCAAAUAAUCCCCAUUAGCCAAACUUGUUCAGUGUCACACCUCCCAGUGGUUAAAAGCACUGACUGCUCUUCCAAACGUCCUGAUUCAAAUCCCAGCAACCAGAUGGUGGCUCACAACCAUCUGUAAAGGGAUCUGAGGCCCUCUUCUGGUGUUUGAAGACAAUGCAGUAAUAUACGGGAAGGAAGGAAGGAAGGAAGGAAGGAAGGAAGGAAGGAAGGAAGGAAGGAAGGAAGGAAGGAAGGAAGGAAAGAAAAUGGGCUCAUACACACCUUCAAACAGACGCCGAGGAUCCUUCUCGUCCAGCGUCAACAGCUCCCGGGCAGCCUUACGAAUCUUCGCCAGGGUAAAUUUGACCCUCCACACCUCACGUUUGUUCCGGAGCCCAUACUCUCCUGCACGUGGUUGGGAGGAAAUCAUAGGGCCAGAACCAUGAGUUAGUAACAUUUGCAUGGGGACUGGAGAACACAAAACUAAUCUAAAACGCUAUCCUCUGUGGAUCUCCAGAGGAUUUUCACAUCCCAUAGGAUUCUCCAGAACGAACACGUGGGAGAGAGACAUCAUGGCUACCUAACUCUUCCCCGAUCCGCAAUCCAAAAUUCUACCCACUCACCAAUCAACUUUAGCUCCUGGUCGAGACGCGAUUUCUCGAAGGGUCUCCGUGGGGUCACAUAGGUUUUGCGACAAACCCAGCUUCUGGCGACCGGCAUGUUGACUAGGCUAGGCCCGCUGCGCCUGCGCAGUAAAGAGUCGUUUUUAAAAAAAAACAAAAAACAAAAAAAACCAAUGUAACCUUGUUGCGCAUGUGCAGCAAACCCCCUCUAGGACAUGGCGGCACCACCUCGGCUCUCGGGAGAACCUCCUUUGAAAAUAUGAAACUGGGAUUGUUCCAUAUCCGAGUUCUAAUAACUUCCAGUCACCUUCUUCCCACCCCCUCUUCCUCAGCCUGUUCGUGAAAAUUAGAAUGGCUCCGCUACCUUACACUAUUACAACCCCACCCCAUAAAAAAAGGAGAACUCGAAGUAACCAAGACGCUCACCUACGAACUCAGGCCCGUGACAAAGAGAAACGUGGCCGCCGGAUCGCGCCCUUAUAGCAACGUCGCCUGUCGUGAUGUCAUCACGCACCGCUUGCGGCUGCGCCAAUCAAAAGCGGAAAAGCAAUAGAGACGAGCAGGUGGGCCAGAGCGGCACUUUGCUGGGCGGACUUACCAGCGAAGUGAUUGGGCGAUUGAAGAGCUAUGGUAACAUCUUGGUUAUUUCAAGAAUUAACGAGGCUGCCCCUUCUAGGGCGAAAGCAUUGAUUGAGUAAUCACAGUUGUCACUUUUUGUUUUAACAAAGACUCUUAGUAUAAACUUACAGGGAAUUCAGGGCAGCAGCCAAGGUUCCCGACCACCUCAAUCUCGUGGCGAUGCCCUUGCCUUUAAAAGUGCUAAGAUUUGGGAUUUGGGGAUUUGGCUCAGUGGUUGAGCGUGGGUUCGGUUCCCAGCUCCAAAAAAAAAAAAAAGUGCUAAGAUUUUAGGUGUGAGCCACUAAAUAUAAUUUAAAAAAACAUAAUAUAUUAUAAAAAUAAAAUAAAUACAUAAGUCGUGUUGGGCUUAUUUUAAAUAUGCAUAUUGUGCUGGUUCAUUUUGACAGCUUGACACAAACCUAGACAUAUGUGGAAAGAGAAACUCAUUUAAGAAAAUGCCUCCAUCACCUUGGCCUAUAGGCAAGUCUCUCCUAAUCUAUUUUAUUUAUUGUUUUUAAUGCAGGGUUUCCCAUCAAACGACCAUAAAUUCCUGAUCCUUCUACCUAUACCUCCCAAGUGCUGGAAUUACAAUCUACUUUACAGGCUGGCCUCAGACUCAGACAUAAUGUCCUUGCCUCUGUCUUUGAAUAGUAGGACAGGCCUAUACCACUAGGCCUAGCUCAGAUAUUUUUAUUUUAGCCAGUAUGAUUGGUAAGAAUUUACACUUGCAUUUGUAUACUCAGAAGGCAAGGAUCUUGCUCAUUUAGUCUGGGAGGACAGUCUGGUAGGUACAGGGAGUCAGACUAGUUUACUUUCUGUGUCAAACAUUUGCUUUUUAAUUUCUUUUAAAGAUGUAUUUAUUUAUUUAUUUAUUACAUAUAAGUACACUUUCCCUGUCUUCAGACACACCAGGAGAGAGCAUCAGAUCCCUAUUACAGAUGGUUGUGAGCCACCAUGUGGUUGCUGGAAUUUGAACUCAGGACCUCUGAUAGAGCAGUCAGUUCUCUUAACCACUGAGCCAUCUCUCCAGUCCUGGUUUUUAAUUUUUAAAAAUGAUUUCUUUAAUGUUUGCAAGUACUUUUCUUACCUAUAUCCACACAAAUGCCCCCUGUGUGUAUCUAGGACCUUCAAAGGACAUAAGGAGUUGGAUGCCCAAAUACUAGAGUUAUGAGCCUUGUAUGUGCUGUGAACAAAACUUGGGUCCUCUGCAAGAACACCAAGUACUCUUAACCACUGAGCCACCUCUCCACCCCGUAUUUGUUGAUGUAUUUGAGACAGGCCUUGCUGGCCUGGAACUUGACCUAGCCUUGAUCUCAGAGAUCUCCCUGCCUCUCACACCUGAACACUGGGAUUAAAGGCAUAAACCACCACACCAAGUUGACUUUUUUUAAAUUAUGCAUAUGUCUGUGUGGGUAUAUACAACUGAAGUACAGUUGUGCUUAGAGGACAGAUUAGGGCACCAAAUUCCCUUUAGAUGGAGUUGCAAGCACUUAGGAGCUGUCCUCUAGGUGUUGGGAACUGAACUCAGGUCCUUUGGAAAAGCUCAACUGCUGAGGCUCUACAACCCCACAAAUGUAGCCCAGGCAGGCCUCAAACUCAUGAUCUUCCCACCUUUGCCUCUUCCACAUUUCUUUCUGGACUGGUUUACACCACCACAACCAGCUCAUGCAAUAGUUUAUUAUAACCUUUACAUCAUGCCUCUAAGAUGGUUUGUAGUAAAGACCAGUAAGAUGGCUCAGCCCUUAAAGAUUCCUGAUGGCAAGCCUGGUAACCCGAGACCGACAUGGUAAAAAGAGAACAGGCUGUCUCAAGUUGUCCUUCACAUAAGUUCCAUGGCACAUGCAUGCUCACAUACAUACACAGUUAUACUUACAAUAAAUGUCACAUGAAAAGAUCUUCAAGGCAACCCUUAGUGCAAUGCAAAGAGGCAGAUUUCUGAAUCACAAAGACCAGGUAUAAGGCCCAGGUCCAGUACUUAUUUAUUAGUUUUGUGACCCUGGUCAAGUCAUUUCCCUUUUCUCAUCUGAAUAUAGAAAUAAGAACCCCACAUUUCAAGGAUUGUUGUAAGGACUCAAAACACAAACACUUAUUCAACAAAUUUAUUGAGAACUGCUGGGACCUAAGCCCCAUAGGAAACAGAGAAGCCAAACACAAAACAGUCUCCAUUCUCAACAAGUUCAGUUUGGAAACAGAAUACAGAGCAACACAGGCAGUAAUUGCCUUAAAACAGGAAAAAACAAAACAAAACAAAAACAAACAGAAAGGAUGUAGUGUUCAAAAUCCUGGAAUCAGAACCAGGCAGGGUAGGAGAGCACAAGCCUCCAUGAGGAGAAGAGCUGGGGUGACCAUCGAGGAGGGUUCUUGCCACGCACAGCCACAUCCCCCUCAGUCGCCAGCUCACUGCAGGCUGGCCC